Messenger RNA from Candida dubliniensis CD36, 270 nucleotides. RefSeq lists its product as uncharacterized. The record is from RefSeq and is a predicted model, not a curated record. Bases 1 to 270 code for a protein of 89 amino acids. Lineage: Eukaryota; Fungi; Ascomycota; Pichiomycetes; Serinales; Debaryomycetaceae. The transcript has a single exon.
AUGAGUCAAGAUAAAAAAGAAUUUGGUCAAUUGGGUGACAUUAAAAAACAAAUUGAUGAAAAAUACAGUCAUUUAUCUGCUGCUGAAAGAGAGAAAUUGGUAAUUGGCAAAGUUGAAGGGAAAUUGGGGAAAGUUGAAGGUAAAUUAGGUAAGACUGAAGGAAAUUUAGGUAAAGUUGAGGGCAAAUUGGGUAAAACUGAGGGUAACUUGGGUAAGACUGAAGGUAAUUUGGGAAAAUUUGAAGGUGAUUCUCAACCUAAAAAGAAUUGA